This is a messenger RNA of Schistosoma rodhaini, 4549 nucleotides long. Lineage: Eukaryota; Metazoa; Platyhelminthes; Trematoda; Strigeidida; Schistosomatidae. The record is from the annotation of a GenBank genome assembly.
ACUUAUAAACAACUCUAAUUUAAAAAUACCCGGAAGUGAUUUAUGCUGAUAAAUUUUGGUAAUCCAUAAAUUUCCUGGAUUUUAUUAUUUGGACAAAAUUUCUGUCUUCAAAGAAAUUAGAAUGAAGAAACAUUCACACGUAUAUGAUUCACAAAACUCUAAAGAAUUUCAACACAGUGUAUCAGUUAAUUCUUUGAAGUCAGACUCAUCUACACCAACAUUCCACGAAUGUUUUUCUUCAGUUGAACAGCUGUCUAGACCUGUGUCUAAACUGAACGAAAUAAUUCAAGACCUUAUUGACUAUAAAAAUGAUGCUGAAUUUGCGCUUAUGACUGCUUCAGAUUUGGCUAAACGCCUUCAGUCUAACAUUUCUGUCGAUGAAGCAUUACAAGUUGUAUCAUAUAUCCAUAAAUUUGCACGUUAUGAAGCUGCACGUUGUGGAUUGGUGAAUUGUUCUGAGCUUGUUCGAGCUAUUAUUCACAUUCUUCAGACAACUAAAAAUGCUGAUCUACAAUCUGAAGCUGCACUAACUCUUCAAUUGUUAACUAAAGCUUUAACUGGUGCUAAAUUAGCCUAUGAAGAGAUUGGUAUUUCACAAUUAGUUGAAAUGUUAAGGCAUCCAUCAGAAGUGAUGUAUACAACUGCUCUUUAUGUAUUAAAUCAAUUAUUAUGGCAUUUACCAAAUUAUUCACGUCCAAAAUUUCGACAAUGUAAUGGUCAAUUAAAUCUGAUUUAUUUACUUGAAGAAAAUCGUUUGGAUGAUUCAAAUUGGUUAUUAAUUUGUUUGGAUACAUUACGUAUGGCAGUUUAUGAAAGUAAUGAAACAAAGCUUUCCAUUACAACAACUAACAUCUAUCAAAUUAUUGUACAUCUAUUGAGAACAUAUCCAACCAAUAUGAAAAUAGCUUAUAAUAUAGCAAGAUUAAUUAAAGUAUUAAGUGUAUGUAAUGAAAAUAAGGUCAAAUUAGUUGAAGCUGGUACUGUAGAAGCUUUAACUCCAUUGUUGAAUUGUACUAAUGAAGUAUUACAAUUAGAAACACUAUGGGGUUUACGUAAUAUUAGUGAUCAAGCUUAUCAUUUAUUGGCUACAAAAAAUCUUAUCCCUAUAUUAAUUAGUUUAUUGGCUAGUAAAAAUGAACAUAUCUCUAUAUGCUCUGCUGGAUGCUUAUGUAAUUUAACAUGUCAAAAUGUACAAAAUAAAAGUCUGCUGGUUGAAAAAGGUGGUGUAAAAGUUCUUUGUAGACUUUUAUGUUUAAAUUCAGAUCGUCAAGAGAUUGCCGAACCAAUUUGUUCAGCUUUAAGGCAUGUAACUCAUCGAAAUCCUCAUUCUAAUUCAGCAAUUUAUGAAGUACGUACCAGUGACACUUUACCAACUAUUGCUUCCUUAUUCUUGAAAUAUCAAUUUGUAUCCGCUUUACCUUUAUUAAAAUCUGUUGUUGGUCUUGUUCGAAACUUAUCUACUGUGGAAGUGACACGUCAUGAACUUAAAGAUUUAAAUGUACCAGGAAUGGUAGCAAAUAUUUUCUUACAGACGUUUAAUUCAUUGAAUAAACAACAAUAUCAUGGUAUAACUGAACAAGAUUCUAAUCAUUAUCUAGAAGGUGUAAAUCUUGAAGAUAUGCUUGAAUUAACAUUAGCUGCAUUACAAAUUAUGGCUAAAGAUCAAUCUAUUCAAGAAGAAUUCAUUCACACAGCAGCUUUAGUUUCAUCUGUUGUACAAUUAGUAUAUUCUCCAUCUGUAUGUUUACAACGUGCUUCAACUGCAUUCUUAAGUCAAUUGUCAACAUCCCGUUCUGGAUGUCAAGCAAUUGAAAAUGAAGGAGCUUGUCCUCGAUUUACUGAACUAAUUCAGUCGAAUAAUGAAUAUAUUGCCGCAUAUACUGCAGCAAUUUUACAUCGUAUUGCUCAAGAUAAACCUGAAGCUUAUAGACGUCGAUUAUCAUUGGAAUUACGUCAAUCACUUUUUGACGGUGGACUACUUAAUGAUCCAAAUGAAAUAGAUCCAUAUCCUUCAAGUCCAUCAAAGCUAACUGAUGGUAUACUACCAAAUGAUAAUUCACCUCAUAUUACUGAUCGAAGAUCAAGACAUUUAUCCGACUCCAAUUUAAGACAACAUUCAAAAUAGGAUAAUCAAUUAUGUAUCACUUUUAAUUAUAGUGAGUUGAUUUUUAUCAAAACAUUUUCAUCUGAAUACUUUAUAUCGUUUAUUUAAACACAAAUAUUGGUACAAGGAAGCACCAGAUAUAUGUGCGCCACACAAAUUUCAUUUGAUUUGUGUGAGGGCUGUGAUACUGUCCAGGUGCCCAAACUGAAGGCCGUGGUUUUCAUAAGGGGCCACACCCACAGCCUUUGACCUAAAGGUCUGAUUCACAAGGCAAUGGAGCGCUGUGAGGAAAUGCAGUCCCAUGGUAGCCGGUGACCAACAGUUGGUUCAUACGCCAUUUGUUCCCUCAGGAUACUGGAGUCAGCCCAUUGGUGCACCAUUGGUUUGGAAUCAAGGUUUUCCAACUCCCCUAUGUGGACAUGGAGGGUCCACAAACCCGGUCAAAGAUCUGUACAUUCGCUUUUUGUCCUCUCAGUUUCGUAAACAACAGUAAAGCCACGAGACGGCAGUAAGUAGGAUUUUUCUAGUAGAGGCUAUAUACGCGUAGCCGUGUGAGAGAAUUUCGAGAGGGAGAGUGACCCCUUCCCACUCUCUGCCGUACCAGGACAUUUGACGGGCAUAUAUCGUUUAGAAUUAAUUCAUAUUAUUUUCUGUUAGUAGAAAGGGAUGUGAGGAUUGUCGGAUUUCGAGCUCUAUACCAUCUUAUAAUCAUGUUCUUAGUAGUGACUACAAGAGCUAAUUCACAGAGUGAAAUAUGUGGCAGUUAGCUUCCAUCAACAUUUGAAAAUGGUUAUACAACAACAAAGAUUGAUUAAAAUUACAAAUGUCAACUAUGGAUUUCAGUCAAGUGGUACAAAGGUUAACUGCUCACUAUAAAACCUAAAGAUCCUGGAUUCAAUCUUCAGUACAGUAGUAGAUACAUAAUGUUGAGGAUUCAAUUAAUAGGAUGAAACAGUUGUUUAAUACUUCUUGGAUUUCAAUAGUUUCCACUGUCUGAAGUCCAUCUGUAAUGUGAAAUUCCAAAAUUAUGUGAUCUUUUCCAGAAAUGCUUUACAUAAAAAAUCUCGCUGUUCAAAAACAUGUCGUUGUAUGAAUUUCUCUAGUGAGAAACAACAGGCUGCGGAUAAACUCCACUUCGUCAAGUGUAUAUUUUCGUCUAUUUAGUCACUCAAUUGUAGAUAUUUUGGAAUAACUCCUAUCAUAGAAUUAAUUAGGAGUUAUGACUGACAACCCUACACUUGACACAUCCGUAAUAUGAUGAAGUGGUAUUUUCGUCGUAUAUUUUUUCAUGUAAGCCAGCGAAAAUAACCGAGAACAAAACACACACCCUAUCAUGGAUUACGAUAGUGUAGAUAGUAAUUCCCCCCUUUUUAAUGUCCGCACGGAUUCCAAAACCUCGUUUGGAUUUUGCCAACUUACGUCACCUAUGGCGAAAACGAGAUAUCCGUCAAUCAAUUAAGGGACGAGUAUACUGCGCAGCAGUUCGCUCUGUUCUACUUUACAGCUGUGAAACAUGGUCAUUAAGAGAAGAAGAUAUUCGUAAGUUACAAGAAUUUGACCACAGAUGUCUUAGAAAUAUUACUCGCAUCUGCUGGGAUCAUCGGGUAAAUAAUAGUGAGGUUAGACACAGGGUAUUAGGGAAUGAUGGUAAAUCAGUUGAUGAGGUCAUGAGUCUUCUUCGACUGAGAUGGUUAGGCCACGUGUUACGUAUGCCUGAACACCGGUUAUCACGACGCACUAUGCUGACUAGUGUAAGGGAUGGUUGGAAGAGAGUUAGUGGUGGCCAAACCAAAACGUGGCAUCAGAGCAUGAAGUCACUAACUUCUAGUCUGAGCCAUGUUGGCAGAUGCAGACUACUUGGUUGGGGUCUGCGUGACUAUUUUAACCAAUGGUUGGAGAUUCUGGGUAACAUGGCUCAGAAUAGAUCACAAUGAUGUAGAUGUAUACACUCUCUAUUUUCCCUUAAACCUUGAGAUUAAAAUUGCUUCAUAACUUUCUUCCUUCCUAUACUUUAUCCUUAUAUACAACCUUUCCUUUAUAUAUUACCACCACUAAAUUAAUCAAUUCUAUGAAUCCGGUGUUCAUUUUUUUGUGCUAACGAGGUAUGGCAACUUGGACUGAUGCAUAAAUGUGCCUGAUCCUACGUUGUAACUGACUGACCGACUUAUUCCCUUUUUCAUUUCAGCUGGUUAUCAGGUGUAAGGUCAAGUUUGCGAACGAUAGUGGAGUUUUUUCCCCACUCGCUUUACCAAGUUCUCUUUUUUUUCUUUUGUAUAUUUUAAAGAAACACACCAAUACAAUCUCAGGAACUAAUUUCAAUAUGAUUAACUUACUUACAUUUUGUCUUUUGAUUAAUCUAAUAUGUGUACAUCAUUUUAUUGUUUGUAAUAUACCGAUAUAUUUUAUAAUUGUAAUAUCCAAUCAAGACGAUAAUUAUUCUCUCUC